Messenger RNA from Leopardus geoffroyi (Geoffroy's cat), 911 nucleotides. RefSeq names its product 40S ribosomal protein S29-like. The transcript has a single exon. Lineage: Eukaryota; Metazoa; Chordata; Mammalia; Carnivora; Felidae. Gene Ontology annotation, cellular component: cytosolic small ribosomal subunit. Gene Ontology annotation, molecular function: structural constituent of ribosome; zinc ion binding. The record is from RefSeq and is a predicted model, not a curated record. The coding region runs from base 321 to 515 and encodes 64 amino acids.
UAGGACUCUUCACAGCUCUUGUUCUGGACUGAAUGUUUUUGUCCCUCUAAAAUUCAUAUGUUGAAAGCCUGACUCCCAAUGUGACGGUAUCAGGAGGUAGGGUCUUUGGGAGGUGAUUAGGUCAUGAGGGUACAGCUCUCAUGAAUGGGAUUCAUGUUCUUAUAAAAGAGGCUCCAGAGAUCUCUCUUGGCCCUUCUGCCAAGUGAGGACAUGGUGAGAAGAUGGUUGCGUUUAUGAACCAGGAAGCAGGUCCUUACUGGACACUGAAUCUGCUAGUGCCUUGAUCUUGGACUUCUAGGGUCCAGAACUGUGAGAAAUAUAUGUUGUUUGAGCCACCCAUUCUGCCAUUUCCUCAUUGCAUCUGGGAGAGCGAGAUGGAUCACCAGCAGCUCUACUGGAGCCAUCCGAGGAAAUUUGGCCAGGAUUCUCGUUCUUGCCUCGUCCACUCAAACUGGCACGGUCUGAUCUGGAAAUACAGCCUCAACAGGUGCUGCCAGUGUUUCCAUCAGUACUAAAAGGAUAUAGGCUUCAUUAAGUUGGAUUAAAUGACCUUCCUUGAAUGGAUCAACCAAGAUACAUACUUUAAUUGCAGAUACCCAAGAUAACCUAGCUUAAUGCCAACUCAUUACAUACAAUACAUAAAAUAAAAUGUACAUAAAAUAAAAAUACUUCAAUUAUGACUAUUUUGAAGUGAAAAUAAAAAGCCACCCAGUCUAUUAUUUUAUUAGAGCAGCCCAAAUGGGUUAAGGUAGUUCUCAUGGAUACACUUGGGAAGGCGAGGCACAUGUGAUGGAAAUGUGAUAUAUUUUUCCUAUGAAGGCUUUCACCUAAAGAGGAAUCUGGUGACCAAGGGGAGAAAUCAGGCUAAGUGGAAACACCUCUCAGAGCAAUGCAGCGCAUGAAGCUGAUGG